Messenger RNA from Exophiala bonariae, 1653 nucleotides. RefSeq lists its product as uncharacterized. Bases 1 to 1653 code for a protein of 550 amino acids. The record is from RefSeq and is a predicted model, not a curated record. NCBI's taxonomy places the organism in Eukaryota, Fungi, Ascomycota, Eurotiomycetes, Chaetothyriales, Herpotrichiellaceae. The transcript is spliced from 7 exons. Gene Ontology annotation, molecular function: carbohydrate:proton symporter activity. Gene Ontology annotation, cellular component: membrane. Gene Ontology annotation, biological process: carbohydrate transport; transmembrane transport.
AUGGAAGUCGUCAAGAUUGUUCCCACCGAGCGAGAGCUCAAGAACUUCGAGCUCAGCAAUCCCGACACGAUCACUCUUAUCCAACGAGCACAGGAGAGCGAUGCUGCUGAUCGACAACUCACCAUUCCUCAGGCGCUGAAAAAGUACAAGAAGGCUGUCUUCUGGAGUUGCUUCCUCUCAACCGCGCUGAUCAUGGAGGGAUAUGAUGUUGUUAUUAUCAACUCUUUCUUCGGCCAAACUCAAUUCAGGGAACGCUUCGGAACUUUCGACGCAGUGGCGGGCAAGAAGGUCAUCACUCCAGCGUGGCAAUCGGGCCUGUCAAACUCAGCUCUAGUGGGCCAAUUGGCUGGGCUCAUUCUCACCUCAUUUGCCCAAGACCGCUUUGGGUGUCGUCCGACAUAUCUUUUCUUCAUGGCGUGGAUGAAUUUUAUGAUCUUCAUCGCCGUGUUUGCUCCAUCUCUCUCGGUCUUGGCUUUUGGCGAAGCCAUGAGCGGCAUCUCAUGGGGUGUAUUUCAGACCUUGACGACUACAUAUGCGUGCGAAAUUGCGCCAACCGUGCUUCGACCCUUCCUUACUGCCUAUGUCUCCCUCUGCUGGGGCUGUGGUAUCCUUCUGUCGGCUGGUGUCCUCCGCGCAGUUGCUGGUAUCGAUGGUGACCUAGGAUGGCGAUUGCCGUUCUGUCUUCAAUGGUGCUGGCCUGUACCACUUUUUGUCGGAGUCUGGUUUGCCCCUGAAUCUCCGUGGAGUGCAGUAAGACGAAAUAAGCUUGAACUCGCCAAGAAGUCUCUUCUGCGCCUGCGAUCCAACAGUCCAAACAAGGAGCAAGAAGUUGAGGCUACACUUGCCUACAUCCGCCACACUACCGAGCUUGAGAAGGCAGACACAGAAGGAGCGAACCUGAUUGAAUGCUUCAAAGGCACGAAUCUUCGCCGGACCGAAAUUGUGAGUCUCUUCAAAAAUUUCAGCACCUCGCUUAAAGUUCUAGACGGGAACCCAUUGACCAGCUAUGCUGUCGUUUUCCUUGAAGCAGCGGGAUUCUCUGAGAUUCAGACAUUUGAUAUCAAUAUCUCCAUCUGUGCCUGCUUUGUGAUCGGCGUCCUCAUCUGCUAUCUCAUCUUCCCAUUUUUCGGAAGGAAAACUAUCUACAUGUCAGGUCUCACCUCAAUGUGCCUCAUUCUCAUAGUGAUUGGAGGACUCGGUUUCGCUAGUGGCCAUGAUGCGCAACUUGCCAUUGGCAUUCUUCUAGUCAUCUGCACGCUAGUCAACACAAUCUGUAUGGGACCGACGUGCUAUCCCAUCGUCGCUGAAACCCCAUCCGGUCGACUGAGAUACAAGACUAUUGCCGUUGGAAGAUUCGCAUACAACAUUAUCAGCAUCGUCCAGAACACCAUUACCCCACGCAUGCUAUCGGCUAGUGCGUGGAACUGGGGUGCCAAAUCAGGACUAUUCUGGGCAGGCACCAACCUUCUCUGCAACAUCUGGUGCUACUUCCGUCUCCCAGAAACCAAAGACCGCUCAUUUGGAGAGAUCGAUCUCCUCUUCGAGCACAAAGUACCAGCGAGAAAGUGGAAGGCGACUAAAGUCGAUCAAUUUGCUCAUGGUGCCAUCUACGAGGCCAAGGCCGAGGGAGCUACGACCUAUCACAUGGAUUAG